This is a messenger RNA of Piliocolobus tephrosceles (Ugandan red Colobus), 1108 nucleotides long. It is a transcript of the gene CSNK2B, whose product is annotated as casein kinase 2 beta. Gene Ontology annotation, cellular component: cytoplasm; protein kinase CK2 complex. The transcript is spliced from 7 exons. The record is from RefSeq and is a predicted model, not a curated record. Gene Ontology annotation, molecular function: protein kinase regulator activity. NCBI's taxonomy places the organism in Eukaryota, Metazoa, Chordata, Mammalia, Primates, Cercopithecidae. The coding region runs from base 336 to 974 and encodes 212 amino acids.
UCGUUGCGCCCCGCCCGCAAGCGUCCUCCUCCGGGGCUUCGUGACAGCCAGGUCGUGCGCGGGUCAUCCUGGGAUUGGUAGUUCGCUUUCCCUCACUUAGCCGGUUUCUCUCUCUACCGGGGACUCCGCGUCCCGGCAUCCACCGCGGCACCUGACCCUUGGCGCUUGCGUGUUGCCCUCUUCCCCACCCUCCCCAAUUUCCACUCCCCCCACCCCACUUCGCCUGCCGCGGUCGGGUCCGCGGCCUGAGCUGUAGCGGUCGCCGCCGUUCCUUCGAAGUAGCAACUUCCCUACCCCACCCCAGUCCUGGUCCCCGUCCAGCUGCUGACGUGAAGAUGAGCAGCUCAGAGGAGGUGUCCUGGAUUUCCUGGUUCUGUGGGCUCCGUGGCAAUGAAUUCUUCUGUGAAGUGGAUGAAGACUACAUCCAGGACAAAUUUAAUCUUACUGGACUCAAUGAGCAAGUUCCUCACUAUCGACAAGCUCUAGACAUGAUCUUGGACCUGGAGCCUGAUGAAGAACUGGAAGACAACCCCAACCAGAGUGACCUGAUUGAGCAGGCUGCCGAGAUGCUUUAUGGAUUGAUCCACGCCCGCUACAUCCUUACCAACCGUGGCAUCGCCCAGAUGUUGGAAAAGUACCAGCAGGGAGACUUUGGUUACUGUCCUCGUGUGUACUGUGAGAACCAGCCAAUGCUUCCCAUCGACAUCCCAGGUGAAGCCAUGGUGAAGCUCUACUGCCCCAAGUGCAUGGAUGUGUACACACCCAAGUCAUCGAGACACCAUCACACGGAUGGCGCCUACUUUGGCACUGGUUUCCCUCACAUGCUCUUCAUGGUGCAUCCCGAGUACCGGCCCAAGAGACCCGCCAACCAGUUUGUGCCCAGGCUCUACGGUUUCAAGAUUCAUCCGAUGGCCUACCAGCUGCAGCUCCAAGCCGCCAGCAACUUCAAGAGCCCAGUCAAGACGAUUCGCUGAUUCCCUACCCCACCUGUCCUGCACUUCCUUUCCUUUUUGCCACCCUUUCAGGAACCCUGUAUGGUUUUUAGUUUAAAUUAAAGGAGUCAUUAUUGUGGUGGGAAUAUGAAAUAAAGUGGAAGAAAAGGCCAUGA